AUGAAGUUUCAAACAGUCAAAAGGAAAACCCUGGCCCAAGUGUAACUGACAAAGAUAAAACUUUUCAAAAUCACAAAAAAAUUCCUGACCCAAGAAUAACUGACAAAGAUAAAAUUUCUCCAAAUCGAAAGAAAAUUCCUGGCGCAAGUGCAACUGACAAACAUAAAACUCGUCCAAAUCGAAAGAAAAUUCCUGGCUCCAGUGUAACUGACAAAGAUAGAGAUGCUGAAAGUCCUGGCCCAAGUGUAGGUGACAAAGAUCAUAAAGCUGAAAGUGCUGGCAAGAGUGCAACCAAAAAAGAUAAAAAGGCUGGAAGUCCCAGCCCAAGUGGAACCAAAAACGAUAAAAAAACUGAAAGUCCUAGCUCAAGUGCAACCAAAAAAGGUAAAAAAGUUGAAAGUCCUACCCCAAGUGUGGUUGAAGAAGACCAUGAGUAUAAGAAAAGGUCCAAGAUCAAGAAAAAGAUAAAACCUAGAAAGCAAAGAAGAAAAGAAGAAAAAAAGUCAGAAAAAGAUAAAAAAGCUGAAAGUCCUGGCCCGAUUGUAGGUAACAAAUAUCAAAAAGAUGAAAGUCCUGACUCAAGUGUAACUGAAAACGAUAAAAAAGCUGUAGGUCCUGGACAGAUGGCAACCAACAACAAUAAAGAAGGUGAAAGUCCCCGCCCAAGUGUAACUGAAAAAGAUCAAAAAGGUGAAAGUCCUGGCCCAAGUGCAACCAAAAAAGAUCAUAAAGAUGAAAGUCCUGGCUCAAGUGUAACCGAAAAAAAUGAAAAAGUCCAAAGUCUUGGCCCAACUGUAAGUGACAAGGAUCAAACAGCUGAAAGUACUGACUCAAGUGUAACCAAAAAAGAUCAAAAAGUUCAAAGUCUUAGUGCAACUAUAGGAGACAAGGAUCAAACAGCUGAAAAUCCUGACUCCAGUGUAACUGAAAAAGAUCAAGAAGUUGAAAGUCCUAGCCCAACUGUAGGUGACAAGGAUCAAACAGCUGAAAGUCCUGGCUCAAGUGUACCUGAAAAAGAUCAAAAAGUCAAAAGUCCUAGCCCAACUGUUGGUGACAAGGAUCAAACAGCUGAAAGUCCUGACUCAAGUGUAACUGAAAAAGAUCAAAAAGUCAAAAGUCCUAACCCAACUGUAGGUGACAAGGAUCAAACAGCUGAAAGUCCUAACUCAAGUGUAACUGAAAAAGAUCGAAAAGUCAAAAGUCUUGUCCCAACUGUUGGUGACAAGGAUCAAACAGCUGAAAGCACUGCCUCAAGUGUAACUGAAAAAGAUCCAAAAGUCAAAAGUCUUAGCCCAACUGUAGGUGACAAGGUACAAACAGCUGAAAGCACUGACUCAAGUGUAACUGAAAAAGAACUAGAAGUCAAAAGUCUUAGCCCAACUGUAGGUGACAAGGUACAAACAGCUGAAAGCCCUGACUCAAGUGUAACUGGAAAAGAUCUAAAAGUCGAAAGUCUUAGCCCAACUGUAGGUGACGAGGAUCAAACAGCUGAAAGUACUGCCUCAAGUGUAACUGAAAAAGAUCCAAAAGUCAAAAGUCUUAGCCCAACUGUAGGUGACAAGGUACAAACAGCUGAAAGCACUGACUCAAGUGUAACUGAAAAAGAUCUAGAAGUCAAAAGUCUUAGCCCAACUGUAGGUGACAAGGUACAAACAGCUGAAAGCCCUGACUCAAGUGUAACUGGAAAAGAUCUAAAAGUCGAAAGUCUUAGCCCAACUGUAGCUGACAAGGAUCAAACAACUGAAAGUACUGCCUCAAAUGUAACUGAAAAAGAUCAAAAGGUGAAAAGUCUUAGCCCAACUGUAGGUGACAAAGUUCAAACAGCUGAAAGUACUGACUCAAGUGUAACUGAAGAAGAUAAAAACGCUGACGGUCCUGGCCAGUGUGCAACCGACAACAAUAAAGAAGGUGAAAGUCCUGGCCCAAGUGCAACCAAAAAAGAUCAGAAAGCUGAAAGUCCUGGCUCAAGUGUGACUGAAAAAGAUCAGAAAGCUGAAAGUCCUGGCUCAAGUGUAACUGAAAAAGAUCAAGAAGCUGGAAGUCCUGGCCAGAGUGCAACCAAAAAAGAUCAAACAGCUGAAAGUCCUGACCCAAGUACAACUGAAAAAGGUCAAAAAGUUGAAAGUCCAACCCCAAGAGUGGGUGAAGAAGACCAUGGGUAUAAGAAAAAGUCCAAGAUCAAGAAAAAGAGAAAACCAAGAAAGCAAAGAAGAAAAGAAGAAACUAAGUCACAAAGUGCGGCCGAAAAAGAUCCAGUCAGUUUAGACUAUAAAGAAAUGCCUGUUCCAAACAUGGCUGAACAAGACCCUGCCAUCUUGGAUUAUAAAGAAAAGCCUGUUCCAAGUGUGGCUGAACAAGAUCCUGCAAUCUUGGACUUUAAAGAAAUGACUGUUCCAAAUGUGGCUGAACAAGACCCUACCAUCUUGGAUUAUAAGGAAAAGCCUGUUCCAAGUGUGGCUGAACAAGAUCCUGCAAUCUUGGACUUUAAAGAAAUGCCUGGCCAAGGGUAA
Pocillopora meandrina is the source of this 2510-nucleotide messenger RNA. Lineage: Eukaryota; Metazoa; Cnidaria; Anthozoa; Scleractinia; Pocilloporidae. The record is from the annotation of a GenBank genome assembly.